UCAACAGGAAGGAGAGUUCCAUUGGAGAGCACCUGUCGAUGUCACUUCCUUCCCCCAGAGUGCUCAUCUGCUCUGCCGCUCCUCCUUAGGCUUAGUCAGGACAAGAAGGCAGUAAGUGAGGCAGGGAGAGAGAAAGAGAGAGAGAGAGAGCGACAAAGAGAGAAAGGAAGAGAAAGAAAGUGACAGAGAGAGAGAGACAGGAAAGGAAGAGAAUGACGGAGAGGAAGAGAGAGAGAGAGUAGCCAUAGAGAGUUCUGUACUUUAAAAGGCUGGAUGGAGACAUGCCUCGGAGGCAAUUCUUGUUUGGGAUUUGGGAGAGCGUAAAUGAAUCCGUCCUCAGUGUUUAAAGGGAGUUGGAGAGACAGAGGGAGGGAGGGAAAGGAGGAGGAAACCGGGUGCCUUGUGGAGGUCACCGUUGUUGCUGGGGUUGUAGUUAUUUUCCUGGUUCUGCACGAGUCUUUCCUGUGAUUGUGAGGAGGCAGACCUUCGAGGGAUCCUGCCUGGUUUAAACAUGCUAACCUGUGCCUGUGGACAGGCUUAUGACGAGUGCUUGCAUGGAGAUCCAGUUUGAGAGGCUGACCAGGGAGCUGGAGGUGGAGAGACAGAUUGUGGCCAAUCAGCUGGAAAGAUGCAGACUUGGGGCCGAAUCGCCAGACACUGCUAGCGGCAGCUCGUCUGAGAAGUCUCUCCCCUGGAGAUCUGCAGAUGCCACGACCUCAGGGGAGUCCAAGUCUCGGGUGACGGACAGCUCUCAGUCGCCCACCUACCGCCUCAGAACAGAGCAGGAGCAGGUGGUCCUCUACUCCCCAGAGCAGACCUCGCUUCAUGAAAGUGAGGGGUCUACAGGGAACUCCCGCAGCUCCACCCAGAUGAACUCGUACUCAGACAGUGGCUACCAGGAUGCCAGCAGCUACUACAGCGGCCAGAACCAGAAUAAUCUGGCCAAGGCCGAGCUGAGAAUGCAGCACUCGUACCCGGGCACAGGCGGCACCUCCACCCUCCUGAGGAAUGCCAGGGCUGAGGGCCAAGCCCAGGUCCAGGCUCCGAUGUUAACCGCCGCAGCGCCGGGCCGAGCCAUGAGGAGGGUGAGCUCGGUGCCCUCCCGGACCCAGUCCCCGGCCUACGGCAGCAGUGUGUCCCCUUCUCGCGGCUCCCUGAGGGCCACCAUGGGUAGCAACUACGGUUCCCCCAUCGUGACGGAGCCCAAGCCCCUGUCCAGUAUCUUCUCCACCACCCUGCCCUCGGCGCAGCGCGCCGGCUCCCCUUACAACACCCAGAGGAGCUCCCCCGCCGCCCUGCGCCGCAUGGGCAGCGCCAACUCCCGCUCGGGCAGCGCCAGCCGCGCCACCUCGCCCUACCUGGGGUCGGCAUCGGGGCGCAUGGGGUCCCCCUUAACGAUGGUGGACGGCCCCCUCACCCAGCAGCCGGUGGGGUCGUCGGCGUCUCCGGUGCGCUCCAGCAUGACGGCCCAGCCCCAGCACUACGGCCCAGCCCCAGCACUACAGCACUACGGCUCCACCUUGCCUCGCUCGUUGAUCCACCACGACUCAGACCCUUACGGAGCCCAGAGCUAUGACGUCUACGAGAGGAUGAUCCCACGGCCUGACAACCUCACAGACAUCCUGGUCGAUAAUGACCUUCAAGGCAUGCGGAGCUCGUACGCCAGUCAGCACAGCCAGCUGGGCCAGGACCUGAGGUCAGCCAUGUCCCCUGACCGACACAUCACGCCCAUCUACGAGGACAGGGCCUUCCAUGGGCCCCUGUACCGCAGCCCCAGCCACCAAGGCCCCGUGGACCUCAACCAUGCCUCGCAGAGCGCCAUCUACAGGGGGCCCUCAGGCGUGGGGACCCUCCAGAGGACCUCCAGCCAGCGCAAUGCCAUGACGUACCAAAGAAGCAACUACGCUCUGAACUCGACAGUCUCGUACGCCGAGCCCUACCGCUCUGCCCAGUACCGGCCCUCUGAGGGCAACUACGCCCGGCAGCCGGUCGUCAUGGACGACGGGACCACCCGCUCGCCCUCCAUAGACAGCAUCCAGAAGGACCCAAGGGAGUUUGCGUGGCGUGACCCUGAGCUGCCUGAGGUGAUUCAUAUGCUGCAGCACCAGUUCCCCUCGGUGCAGGCCAACGCCGCCGCAUACCUGCAGCACCUGUGCUUCGGAGAUAAUAGAGUCAAGGCUGAGGUGUGCCGUCUUGGGGGCAUCAAGCACUUGGUGGACCUUCUAGACCACAAAACCCUAGAGGUCCAGAGGAACGCCUGUGGUGCUCUGAGGAACCUGGUCUACGGGAAAGCCACGGACGACAACAAGGUCGCCGUGAGAAACGCAGGUGGCGUCCCCGCUUUGCUCAGGCUGCUGAGGAAGACGGUGGACGCUGAAGUGAGGGAGCUGGUCACGGGGGUGCUGUGGAACCUCUCCUCCUGUGACUCCGUCAAGAUGACAAUCAUUCGGGAUGCCUUAACUACUCUGACCAACACUGUGAUCAUACCCCAUUCCGGGUGGAGCAGCUCGACAUUCGACGAGGACCACAAACUCAAAUUCCACUCGUCUCUGGUCCUGAGGAACACCAGUGGCUGUAUGAGGAACCUGAGUUCGGCGGGGGAGGAGGCUAGAAAACAGAUGCGUUCCUGUGAGGGACUGGUGGACUCUUUACUCUACGUCAUCAAGGCCUGUGUCAACACCUCGGACUUCGACAGCAAGAUUGUGGAGAACUGUAUUUGCACUCUGAGGAACCUGUCGUAUCGCCUGGAGCUGGAGAUGCCACCGUCGAGGCUGCAGGGAGCCCAGGAGCUGGACGGCCUGCUGGGAAGUGAGUCUCCCAGUAAUGAUGUGGACUCCAGCUGCUGGGGCCGGAAGAGGAAGAAGAAGAAGGGUUCCCAGGAAGAGCAGGUGCUUGUAAUGUGUUCUCAGUGGGAUGGAGUGGGCCCCAUCCCUGGCUUCUCCAAGUCCCCCAAGGGGGCGGAGAUGUUGUGGCACCCAGCCGUGGUGAAGCCCUACCUGACCCUGCUGGCCGAGAGCUCCAACCCUGCCACGCUGGAGGGCUCGGCGGGCUCCCUACAGAACCUGUCUGCUGGGAACUGGAAGUUUACGGCGUACGUCCGUGCGGCGGUGCGUAAGGAGAAGGGUCUGCCCAUCCUGGUGGAGCUGCUGAGGAUGGACAACGACAGGGUGGUCUGCUCUGUGGCCACCGCCCUGAGGAACAUGGCCCUGGACGUCAGGAACAAGGAGCUCAUAGGGAAGUAUGCGAUGAGGGACCUGGUGAAUCGUCUCCCUGGGGGGAACACCACCCUGCUCUCUGACGAGACGGUGGCGGCCAUCUGCUGCACCCUGCACGAGGUCACCAGCAAGAACAUGGAGAACGCCAAGGCACUGGCCGACACGGGCGGCAUCGAGAAGCUGGUCAACAUCACCAAGGGCAGGGGAGAGAGGUACUCUAUGAAGGUGGUGAAAGCUGCCGCUCAGGUCCUCAACACACUGUGGCAGUACAAAGACCUGAGGACUAUCUAUAAGAAGGACGGAUGGAGCCAAAACCACUUCAUCACACCAGUAUCCACUCUAGAGCGCGACAGGUUCAAGUCUCAGCCCACCCUCCCCACCAGCACCAUACAGAUGUCACCGGUCAACCAGUCAGCUGGUAGUGCCACCUCCUCUCCUGCAAUACUGGGAAUCGAAGAACACCGUUCUGAUUAUCAGAGGGCACCGUCAACUAUGCAAUUUUAUAAUAACCAAGGGGACAACAAUGUACAUAAAUAUCAGUAUACAGGGUCUGGAAAGCCGCCGCCGUAUUAUAUCGGAUCUUACUCCUCGCCAACAAGAGAGGACCCCAGAAAAACACAGCAGCAGGUGUACCACACCGAGGAGCCGAGCAGGCGGAACCACGACCCCUACAGGAUGUACCUGCAGUCUCCACACGGCUACGAGGAGCCCUACGUGGAGGAAGUAGUCACCUUCCCCCCCACGGCAGACUACAGCUCUCAGUCGCACGGCCACGGACUCAAAUCCACCACGAACUACGUGGACUUUUACUCCACCACCCGGAGGCCUUCCUACAGGGCGGAGCAGUACCCAGGCUCACCAGACUCCUGGGUAUAGGGACUCCGUCUUUGGAGCCCGUCUGAUGAACUCGUCCAUGAGCUUUUAUUUGUGUGUUUUUUUAAUUUUUGAAAGUGAAUCUGAAUGUGGGGCUGGAAGCGAUGGCAGUUGGAGAAAACAGAACGUUAGCCAAAGAAAGAAGGAAAUCAAGGAAUGUGGUUGUUGUUUUAAACGAAGAGAGGGAAUCAUGCAGUGGUGUGUUUGGGGAAUGGUCGGCAUUGGACAUAAUUGUGAGCGGCGUUCUGCUCGGUCUAGAUGUUAGUUUUUCUUUUGGAAACGCGUAGCUGUGGUAGCGUGGUGAAGGUGUGGGAUAUGUGACGGAAGGUUUGUGGUAAAGAGUCAGAUGGGGAAUGUGUAUGUGUAUGUCUGUAGGCUAAAAUGGAUCAUGAACUCAUAUCUGUAAACAAAAAAAAGUAAUCUAAAGAUGUUAGUUUGUACAGAGGGAUCACAUUGUAUUUGUUCUUAAUGUUGAGAUUGUGUAUGCCAUGGAGUGUUGUACAUUUCCGUCAUUUAAUUGUAAAUACAGAAAAAAUGCCACCUGGUUUUCGCUCAUCAGCACUGGUAAAGACUUGUGCCAUGUCAAAUCUAUAUUAUAGAUCUAUAAAUACAGUAUAUGAAGAAGUAGAGGUGGGAAAAGACUACAUCAUAACACAAACUUGCAAAGUUAAUCAAAGUUGACUUUUGUUUUUUCAAUGAAUUGUGGAAUUGCAGACAUUUUUGUGACUUUGCAGAUAUUCUCUUUAUUUUUCCAUUUUCUGUGCUGGACCUUUCAUGGGAUGGUUCACUGCCAUUUUCUUUGCACACCAACCAACAGAAAUAAAUGUGAACGUUUGGUCCAUGAA
This is a messenger RNA of Salmo salar (Atlantic salmon), 4933 nucleotides long. Lineage: Eukaryota; Metazoa; Chordata; Actinopteri; Salmoniformes; Salmonidae. The record is from RefSeq and is a predicted model, not a curated record.